Messenger RNA from Ornithorhynchus anatinus (platypus), 6450 nucleotides. RefSeq names its product alpha kinase 3 (gene ALPK3). Gene Ontology annotation, biological process: cardiac muscle cell development; protein phosphorylation. Lineage: Eukaryota; Metazoa; Chordata; Mammalia; Monotremata; Ornithorhynchidae. The record is from RefSeq and is a predicted model, not a curated record. Gene Ontology annotation, cellular component: nucleus. Gene Ontology annotation, molecular function: protein serine/threonine kinase activity; ATP binding.
GUGGCUGCGGAGGGGACCGGGGGACAGAGGCAGGCCGGACGGGCCUAUGGGGUCCCGGAGGGCCCCGGUUCGCGGGUGGCAGUCCGGCCCGCGCUGCGGGGGUUUUCCCGGGGGGGACGGCGAGGACGAGGCGGUGUGGAGCAACAGCCCGGCCAGCCGCAACUACUUGCUCAGCGUGCGGCCCGAGGCCAGCUCAUCCAGCAGCCGACUCUCCCCCCCCAGCUCUGGAAGGAGCACGUUCUGCUCCAUCAUCGCCCAGCUGACCGAGGAGACCCAGCCACUGUUCGAGACCACGCUCAAGUCCCGGGCCGUGUCCGAGGACUGCGAUGCCAAGUUCACCUGUGUCGUCACAGGGUACCCGGAGCCAGAGGUGACCUGGUACCGAGAUGACGAGGAGCUCGACCGGUACUGCGGCCUGCCCAAGUAUGAGAUCUCCCAGCGGGGUAACCGCCAUACGCUGCAGCUCUACAAGUGCCGAGAGGAGGACGCUGCCAUCUACCAGGCGUCCGCCCGCAACGCCAAAGGUAUCGUGUCCUGCUCGGGGGUGCUGGAGGUGGGCACCAUGACCGAGUACAAGAUCCACCAGCGCUGGUUUGCCAAGCUGAAACGGAAGGCGGAAGCCAAGCUGCGGGAGAUCGAGCAGAGCCGGAAGCGGGGCAAGGAGGCGGCCCCCGACGCCGGGGACGGGGCGGCCCCCGAGGACGGGGCGCCACGCAAGCUCAGCCCGGAUCGGUUCCAGCGCAAGCGGCGUCUCCGCGGCGCGGCGGAGCCGGACCGCCUCUCCGGGUCCGGCGGAGACGUCGAGAGGGGGUCGCGGGGACCCGACCCCGUGGCCGAGUCUGGCGAGCCGGGUCCGGCCGGCGGCAGCCUCGUGGGCGAUCAAGUGGCCACCAACGGAGAUGCCGCUCUGGACAGCGGAGAGGAGGGCGGAGGCGAGGCCGGGGGAAUCUGGGCCCACGGGCCGCUCAAGGAGUCGGUAGCCAAGAAGAAGAAGAAGAAGGAGGAGGAGGAGGAGAAGGAACCCGGCCGCGGGGCAGGGACCAGGCCGGAAGAGCAGAAGCCAUCCCCGGCCCCAGCGUCUGGGAGCCCCGGCCCCACAGAGAGCCGCCGCCCCCACACGCCUCCCGCACCUGGCUCCCUGCGGGGCUUGGAACCCAGGAGAGCCAAGCCCCCAGAGGUGCCGGAGGCCAGGAGCACCCAUCCCCGAGGGGUCGGAGCCCGGGACACCCCCACCCCCACUCCCACCCCGCCCGGCAACUUUUCCCUGAAGGAUUUGUUCCUGGAGAGUCUCCAGCCCCCUGUCAACGCAGAGGAGGAGGGGACGCCCACGGGCACGAGGGGAGGGGGUUCACCGGCAGCCCAACCCCCCAGAAGAUUUAACAAGAAGAGGUUUGAGCCUCCAAAGCCUAAAGGAGAUCUGAGCAGUGAGCCCCCGUCCCGCCCUCCGACCCGGCAGGGAGCCCAAGAGCCCCCGGCACCCCCGGUGCCCCUCACCCCACGUGCCCCAGCCCGCCGGAGACACGGCGCCCGGGAGAGCCCCUCGCUAGAGCGGCCGGCCCCCAGCGCCUCUCGGGAGGCCACAGGUUCCACCACAGCUACUGGGGCGGGUUCCACCCCGGAGCUCCCCAGCCACAGCCCCGCAGGUGGCCGGGAGGACGGUGACUCCGUGGACACAGACGCCCGUCGGGACGGGAGGAUACAGGCAAACAGGAGACCCCAGCCAGACCCUACACAAGGGGGCACGAGAGCACAGGUGGACAAGAAAUCCCAGGUGGACACGAGGAAGCAGGCGGAUGAGAAAUCCCUGGCGGACGUGAGGUCACAAGAGGAAGUGAGGACUCGAGUGGAUGAGAAACCCAAGGUGGACCCGAGGACGCAGGAGGACACGAGGACGCAAGUGGAUGAGAAACCCCCAGUGGACUUGGAGACGCAAAAGGACACAAGGACGCAGAUGGGUGAGAAACCCUCGGUGGACGGGAGGACGCAAGAGGACACGAGGACGCAGAUGGGUGGGAAACCCCCGGUGGACGGGAGGACGCAAGAGGACACGAGGACGCGGGUGGAUGAGAAACCCCCGGUGGACGGGAGGACGCAAGAGGACACGAAGGCACAAGCGUAUGAGGCCGACACGAGCACGCAGGACAGGACACCACGGUCUGACGUGACACAGGAGGAAGGGCGACCGCAGGCAGAUGAGAGACCACAAGAGAACCCCAGAGCACAACCGGAAGGGGAGAGCUUCCCCGACUCCCAGGGCCGACCCCCUGGCUUCCCAAGCUCAGGAGUCCCUGGGUCUCCUCAGACUCCUGGGCGUUUUCCGGAGUGCCCCAUCCCCGACUCUGCCCCCGCUAGGCCCAAGAUGGCAGAGACUCCUGCCCCCAACUCUUCAGAGGGAGACUCUCUGGACUGUCCAGCUGGGAUCUCCGUACCCCCAGCCCACCCCUUCUCUGCAGGACAGAUGGACCCAGCUCAGUCCCAGCUGGCCGAGGGCAGGCCGCCCCAGCCAACGCCGGGCGUUAGCCUUGUCGCUGGAGGGAGAGAGCUCAGCCUGACGGGAGGGGUGGCUGCGGGGGGCGGGGCUCCCUCUUCUGACACCCAUCCCUCGGCCCUGGGUCCCGAGUCUCUGAAAAGCGAGGAAGGGCUGGGCCCCGGGCAUCCCACCCCCGUGGACCCGGCCUCCCACCAGCCCCCAGAGGCCCGUGCCCAGGGCGGGUCUGCUCUGCCACAGCCGCAGGGGCCCGGAAGCCCAGCCCCGGGGGAGGGAGGCCAGUGCCGAGGGAGCCCGCUGGAGCCCAGAGUGGAGAGGCCGGGGGCCCCAGAGGCCGGGGAGGCCGACAGCUGCCUCAUCGAUUCACUGAAGAAUUACCUGCUCCUGCUGUUGAAGCUGUCCAGCGCUGGACCCCCAGACUCGUACCAGGAGGGCUCCCAGAUGGGAGCGAAGCGGGAGGGCCUGCAGACCCCUGCACCCGGGCCGCCCGCCCCCAAGCACAGCCUGUGCCCGACGGUGGAGGUCGCCGGCCUGAGUCCCCGGACGUCCCGCAGGAUCCUGGAGCGGGUGGAGAACAACCACCUGGUGCAGAGCGCCGAGACGCUCUGCCUGAGCCCCCGCACCUCCCGCCGGCUCACCGGCCUCCUCCACCAAGAGCUGCAGGCUGGCCACCAGGCGCUCGCCCUGGGCAGGGGGCCGGGAAGGGGUUCUGUUCACCUCACCAUCCCGGACAUCGUGGUGGGAGAGGAGGCCUCGCCUCGGGACCCGGAGAGGGAAGAUCUGGCAUCCCCAGGAGAGGGCGGGAUGUGGGAAGUCCCUGGGGGGGGUGAGGAGCCGAGGCCCUUCUUGGAGAGGGAGCAGGAGAUCCCUGGUGUGGAGGCUCCCGGGGCUGGGGAGAGCAAGGAGAAGGAGGUUCCCGGGGAGGGGGAGAGCAAGGAGAAGGAGGUCCCUGGAGUUGGCGAGAGCAAGGAGAAGGAAGCUCCUGGAGCCGAGGAGCCCGGGAAGAGCAGGGAGCAGGAGUCCCCUGGGGCGGGAGAGAGCGGGGAGCAAAAGGCCCCUGGCGCUGGGGAGAGGGGGGAGCUGGGGGAGAGCAGGCUGGAGGCACCGGGAGCCACCCCCCAGGAGCUCGCCCUGGGAGCUCGGCGCAAAAGAUUCCUCCCACGGGCGAAGCCGGCCGGGGAGGUGGAGGCAGAAGAGAAAGAGAAGGGCAGCCCCUCGGCCUCCCCUCGCGGGGCCAGGAAGGGCCCGGCUCCGGGGCCCUCACCGCCUCCAGCGGCCCCGGGACGGUCCCCGACCCAGACCAGGAAGCUUGCGACCCUGGAGGUGCCACGGGCAUUCGAGGAGCCCGCGGGCCCGGGCGGCGACGACGACGGCCCCGAGGGCAGCAGGGCGCCGGGCGUGGAGGCGGCCCCAGAAGGCCCCGAGCGCGGGCAGGACGCGCCGGAAGCCGAGCCCAGAAAAGCCAAAGACCCUUUCAAAGCCCCCCAGGUGAUCCGGAAGAUCCGGGUGGAGCAGUUCCCGGACGCAUCAGGCAGCUUGAAGCUCUGGUGCCAAUUCUUCAACAUCCUCGGGGACUCCGUCCUCACCUGGACCAAGGACUCGCGGCCCGUGGCCGAAGUCGCGAGAAGCGCCGGCGACGAGGGGCCGGCAGCCUUGGCCAUCGUGCAGGCCUCGCCUCAGGACUGCGGGCUCUACCGGUGCUCCAUCCGCAACGAGCACGGCGCCGACUCCACUGACUUCCGACUCAGCCCCGACGUGCUGGCGGGCCUCGUCUCCAGGGAAGAGGUAGAGGUUGGAGAAGAAAUCGAGAUGACGCCCAUGGUCUUCGCCAAGGGACUGGCCGACUCCGGCUGCUGGGGGGACAAACUGUUCGGGCGGCUGGUGAGCGGGGAGCUGCGCGGCGGCGGGGCGGGGGGCGGCCUGCGCAAGGCCUCCCGAGCCAAGGUCAUCUACGGCCUGGAGCCCGUCUUCGAGUCGGGCCGCACCUGCGUCAUCAAGGUCCCCAGCCCGCUGGUGUUCGGGCCGGGCAGCGACAGCUCCCUGCUGGGAAGGAACUAUGACGCCACCAUCCAGGGCUGUAAGAUCCAGAACAUGAGUCGCGAAUACUGCAAGAUCUUUGCAGCGGAGGCCCGGGCCGCCCCCGCCUUCGGCCAGGUGCCAGAGAUCAUCCCCCUGUACCUGAUCUACCGUCCGGCCAACACCAUCCCCUACGCCACGCUGGAGGAGGACCUGGGGGCGCCGCUGGCACCCUACUGUGCACGGGCGUCGGGGUCUCAGGAGGGGCCCGAGGGAUCAGAGGCCGCGCUCAAGUGUCAGACCUUCCAGCACUGGCUGUACCAGUGGACGAAUGGAGGCUUCCUGGUCACGGACCUCGCCGGUGUGGGCUGGAAGACAACCAACGUGCAAAUCGCCACGAGACUGAGAGGGUAUCAAGGCCUCAAGGAGAGCUGCUCUCCGGCCCUGCUGGACCAGUUUGAGUCGACGCACCGGUGCAGCCCCCACUGCCGGAUGCUGGGGCUGCAGCCUCUGAGGGGCCCCGAGUCGGCCCACUCGCUGGCCAAGUCCAGGGGCCCCAAGAGCCCGUCCCAGGGCCGCAGGGGCCAGUCGACCCAGUCGAGCCCCCAGCUCCAGAAGAAAGGCCCGGCCAGCCCCCAGGGGUCCCGCAAGAGCGGCGUGAGCCCCAAGGCUGCCCGGAAGGCCUCCGAGGCGGCCGGCCGGCCCGCUCCCCCUGACGACAGGGGAGCCGAGGCCCAGGGCCCGCGCUAGGCCGGACCGGAGCUGGGAGCCUCCACCCAGGAAGCGGGAAGCAGCUCCAACCAGACGGAAGACCCGUGCCCAGGGUGCCCGGCUCCCGCCCUGGGCGGGGGCCGCGGGCGGUCGGGGACUUGCCGCCGGGCAGCAGCCUCCUCGGUGUCCUUGGACAGUGGAGUGGGCGGUAUGGGCGAAAAUGCUCCAUUCAGUCCCACGGGAGCCGGGACCCUGAGGAAGGCCGUGUGGCAGGAGUGGGAAGGAUGGAACGGAUUGAGGUCUCAGGGAACGAGGGACUGGGCACGGAGCCUUCCGCUUCCCUCGGGUCUAAGGGGCACGAGGGGAGGCGCGUAUGACUCCAGGGUCCCGGAGGUGCCAGGCUACGAGCGCGUGCCCCGGCCUUCCGGUGCCACUUGUGGUGACUACGUUUACAAUAGGUUUUCCCCAGCUCUCCGCUUAGGCCCUCGGGCGGCUCUCGCCGGAGUCAAGCCCCAUCGUGUGGGAGUUUCUGUGCCCGGUGGAGGGAGCCUGCUCCUGCCCCGUCCCCCUCCCGAGACCCUUUCCUCACCGGACCCCUCCCCUGGGUCUCAGGCGCCUCCAGAGAUGACUCCACCUGGUCUAUUUAGGAUGGACCUGGGGGUCUCACCCCCAGAUGUUCUUCCCUAGCUGCUUUGUUGCACAUGACCCAGCAGUUCCUCUACCUCUCGCUGGUUUCCUGCUCCUGCCCAGCCACCGUCUGUUUGUCUUGUUGUGACUUGGAUAAUCAUGGGCAUUCUCUUCCCCGGGAUUCCCUGCCUAAACCCUCUGGCCCCGCGCUCCGGCCUUACGCUCCGGCCCCAACCGGUAGCUCUUGUUCCCUUGACCGGUCUUUCCCCACACGGCUCGGCUCUCUCUUCCCCCUGAGUGGGCUCCCUCGCCUCGGCUGCCCUCUGUAGACCCCCAUAUUCCGUCUCUUCCUUUCCUCAUCUUUCUGUGGCUUGGGUGAGUCUAGCCUCGCUCGAAAAGGGCCUGGGCUUUGGAUCCGUGGCCGCUCUGCCCCCAGGAUCGGCGUGGGGGCCGUUCUGUUACGGGGAAGGAGGUAGCCCGAUCCUAAGCUCCAUCCUGGCCCGAGCCCUGCCUCUUCCCGGGGUUCUCCCCGUGCCGGGUGGGUUGAGACGACCGCCCCGGGGCCCGCAUGCUCCGCUUUGAGUGCAAUAAACACAGAGUGCACACGU